UACCAACGAAAAGGAAGGAAGAUAUGUGGCACACUCUAAUGAAAAAAUUCUAUGUGGAGCUUGUUCACGACCUCGCGAACAUAAAAAGGCUAAUGUUGAUGGACCUCACAAAGAAAAGAAGGCAGUUAAGGAGAUAGCAUUGAAGGCCAAGACAAGCUAUGGCUUCAACGCAUUUCUUCACACUCUGGGAUCGAAGAGCAUUGCACCGGUUGCACGAGAAAUGGUGGAAGACACAGGAGAAACCCCGAACCGAGACGAUAUGUUCAUUGUCUUGCAUACCAAGAAAGAUGGGAACCUAGUAAAUGCAACGGCUGGGGAAGCUAUGGGUUUGAUCUAUUGGUCACAUAACGAUGCGUGCGCACAAGUGCUAGGACGAGAGCAUUCCAAUCGGGUACGCAAGGUGGGGCUAGGGCAGACUCCUGGUAAAUCCACCUCUUAUACCUCCAGACAAGGAUUGAUCUUUAGUGCGCCUACUCCCAGGGAACUGGAGAUGGCUGUUGAGAUGGAACAUUUGAAGACUUUGUACAAAGCGCAAAACGUCCAACUUCAAAGGCAAAUCGUCCAACUUAAAGAGCAAAACGCCCAACUUCAAGAGCAAAUCAACAAGUAUGCAGUGCAACAGGAAGAACUGGCAACUGUCAAACGUAUGGUAUCCAUGAUUAUGGCUGGGAAACAACCAAAAAUGGGAAACAAUCAAGAAGAGGAAGCCGAUGAUAAUGAUGAGACAUGACAAAGUGAUGAAUAAAAGGGAUAGUGCUUGUUGGCUACGAGUAAUUUGAUGUAGCUGAGCACAUUAAGGCUGAAGAAAGCAAUGCACACAAGGCUGUAAAUCAUAUUCUCUUUGGGCUUGCAUUGAUGAUUAUGGG
Messenger RNA from Alnus glutinosa, 866 nucleotides. RefSeq lists its product as uncharacterized. The record is from RefSeq and is a predicted model, not a curated record. NCBI's taxonomy places the organism in Eukaryota, Viridiplantae, Streptophyta, Magnoliopsida, Fagales, Betulaceae. Bases 221 to 730 code for a protein of 169 amino acids. The transcript is spliced from 7 exons.